UCUGCUGCUGAAUGAAGAAGAGAGGAGGGAGCACCGCUUUGAAUUCACAUGGCAAUUUACAUUUAGCUUAGGACACCCGUACGCCACACUAAUGCGAAAUGUGUGUGUGUGUGCGCGCGCGCGUGUGUGUGUGUAUGUGUGUGUGGUGGGGGGGCCGUGUCUGCUGUUUGCUGCUGCUGCUGCUACCGGGGAACGGGCUACCGCUCUGAUUUAACUUUGAAAGCCAACAACAAGCAGAGAGAGAGAGAGAGGGGGGGAAACGUGGAGUCGCCUCAAGUAGGUUAAGGUAACAACUUUGACUGAAGACCUAAAAAUAAGAAGAUUUUUGGAUAGUUGGACGGCACCCAGACUGGAGUUGAUCAGAAUCAAAGCUGUCAUGGCAUGUUGUUAAGCAGAAGAGGUGCUGCAGCUCCGGACCGAACAUAACCGAUGCUUCUCCCAGCGGCGGACCUUUUCAAACACAAGGCAAAAAAGCUGAACCUUUUCUACUCUGACAAUCGAGGACCUGUGAGGACUCAAGUGGACCUAAAGAGAUGGAGGGAUACUAGUUUGUGUCCGACCCCUGGUUUCUGCUUUCCAUCACUUGGCUUUGGAGUAACAGAGGAACUGCGCAGGAGAACUGUCCUAUAGGACAGACCGCUGUCAUUAAGCUGGUUGAACAAAACUGAUGCCAAAGCCAGGACUCAGCUAUGAUGUUUUCAUAACCUCAUGAUCAGCACAGAGAUGGUGAGGAAGAAGAAUCCCCCUAUCCGGAGUGUAGGAGGUGAAGAGGAGGAGGAAGAAGAAGAGGGGAGGAAGCCGACAGGAGAGGAAGAAGAUGAAGGAGAUGAGGAGGAGAGAGUGGCAGCGGAAGCAGAUCGAAUAAACCGACCCUCCGAACCAGAGUCGUCUGAACGGAUCAGAGGAAACGACGAGCAGCAGCAGGAGGAGGAGGAGGAGGAUGAGGCAGGGAGCGAGUGCAUCUCCUCCGUCGGGGAGCUCUAUGUUAACGAGGAGCGAAGGGGGAGGACCGCAGGCGGAGGGGCGAGGGGAAUACAAGUAUUAACGGCACAGGGUGAGAGACCUGAGAGCCAGUCGGAAGCCGAGGACAGGGAGAGGGGAGUGGAAGUGGGGGAGACUGACCACCUCACUCCUCCUCUCCCCUCAGCACCUCGGCUCCUUUCCAGGCAGGAAGGGAGGGAGGAGACGGCAGAUGACACCCCACCUCUGUCGUCCAGCCCUUCUCCCAAACUCCAGGACUUCAAGUGCAAUGUGUGUGGUUACGGCUACUACGGCAACGACCCCGCUGACCUGGUGAAGCACUUUAGGAAGUAUCACCUGGGUCUGCACAAUCGCACACGACAGGAUGCUGCACUCGACACCCAGAUCCUGGCCCUCCACAACAUGGCCCCCCAACAUACAAACCUCGAUUUACAAACAGGACAGGGACCGAGAAGUCAAACCAAAGAAUUGGCAAAAACAAGAGGAGAUGUUCAGAAUCAGCAUCAGAGGACAGUUAUGAUGAACGGAACGUACGACGUACAGGUGACGUUGGGCGGCACCUUAAUCGGGAUUGGCCGCAAGACGUCUGACUGCCAGGGGAACACUAAGUACUUCCGCUGCAAAUUCUGCAACUUUACGUACAUGGGCAGCAAUUCCUUGGAACUUGAACAACACUUUUUGUCCUUGCAUCCUAACAAAGUCAAAUCUCCCUCAACCACACCCCUACUGGCCGUCAAUAACCUGCCGACGCACGACGGCCAGCUGAAAGGGAGGGGUGUGAUGUGCGAAGCCGCCGAGCGAGUGGCGGUGCGAGCCGAAGACGACUCUGUGGUCGGGUACUUCAUCCCGGUUAGGGAGGGUUCUGACUCCUCGGGCUGGACGGGGGAGGCUGGUCGAGGAGCUGUGCAGGCGUGUUAUUGGUGUAAACUCUGCAGCUGGAAUUGCGAGUGGUCGGAGGGUUCAGCAAAGCUUUUAGAGCACUAUGAACAAAGGCAUAGAGCUGGUGGUGGUGCUAUAAGCCCUAAUAGUACUUGUCUUGCUGGGGUGGACAAAGAAAGGGACCGAGGAGGAAGAGGAGACAGAGGACAGCAUGAUCACAUGGCGUCCAAAAGCUGCAAAGAUCACUUCACCGCCAGCCAAGGAGACCCAAAAAGCAGCGAUUCAGAAGCUGUCGUGACCAGCUAUAACUGUCAGUUGUGCGACUUCCGUUACUCGAUGGCCCACAGUGCGGACGUGAUCAUCGUAGCUCCGCUGCUACUGCACUACCAGCACAACCACUCCAUCCACCGCUGUUGCAUUCAGCACUGCAUGUAUUGUCCUCAGGGGCUCUGCCAGCCCCAGAAACACCUGGGAGAGGUUUCCCACCCGUUUGCUUGUCGGAAGCCAACCUGUCCUAAAUGCUGUUCAAAGUUUCCUCCGCCCAUCAAGCAGCAGGACGCCAUCGGUUCAAAACCCGCGGCUGCCACCUCACCCAGCGUGACCCCUUCUAACCCGAGAGGUGACCCCAGUGUGAUUUCUAGUUCCACCUUUUACCCUUCUAACCCUGCACAUCCUGUUGUUGCACAAGGUGUCACUCACUUGUGCGACCAGUGUGCGUUUGCCACCACCGACAUCGACGUGUUGCUGCAACACUACGAGAGCUGUCACAACCUGAUCAACCUAAAGGGGGCACCUCCGCAGGUUAAGGCCGAGGAGGAGGCCGGCGGAGACAAGGAGGGAGGAAAAGGAGGAGCAGCAGAGAGUGAGCACACCUGUACGAAGUGUAACUUUGUCACACAAGUGGAAGAGGAGCUUUUUAGACACUACAGGCGUGUUCACGCAUGUUGCCGCUGCCGACACUGCGACUUCACGGCUCCUGAUUCGUCGGCCCUCCUCGACCAUUUUAAUUCUGCUCACUGUCAAGACUCCUCUCCCUCAUUAGGCUCCUUGCCCACCUCAAUGACACCUUCUCUGGCGCUCUCGGCCAAUGGCUGCUCAGCUCCCUCCACUUUAGCCAUAAAAGAGGAGAGCAAGGGGGAUCUGCGCCUCCUCUACUCUCUAGCGCCUCCUGAGGGACGACUGGCGGAGGGAGUUAGGGAGGAGGCCGGCGGUGUGGUCAAAAGCGAGGGAGCGGAAGAGAAAGAAAGAGAACGGGAGAAGGGUUGGGUUCUCGGGGAGACAAGAGGGCCAGGAGAAAGAGGAGGUGAGCAGGCCCACGGAUUACUCUGGGUACCCAAGGAGCGAAUGGGGCCCGAUAGAGUAACGGAAAGAGGAGCAGGAGGUGGGAGUCCCUCUCUUUUCUCCCCUCCACUCUCCCUCUCUUUCGUUUCAGCCAAUCAUGAGGGCUCGCAGCAGAAGAGAGGGGUGGCUUUACCUGGCAUGGUUUACCUGGGAGACACCAAGUCAUUUUUGGGAGAUACCAAGUCGUUUUUGGGAGGAGGGAGACCAGCAGGAGGUCCUGCGAGUGGAGGAGGAGGAGGAGGGGAGAAGCAGAGCCAGAUACCGCCACAGCCAUAUCCAGGUGGAGGAGGUGGGAGUGGAGGUGCAGGAGCACAGGAGGGGAAAGGAGGAGCCACAAAAGAAGAGUCCCAGUCUCUGCUAAGACGACGCAGAGGUAGCGGGGUUUUCUGUGCAAACUGCCUGACCACCAAGACGUCGCUGUGGAGGAAAAACGCUAAUGGAGGCUACGUCUGCAACGCAUGCGGUUUAUACCAAAAACUGCACUCGACUCCCAGGCCCCUGAACAUCAUCAAACAGAACAAUGGCGAGCAAAUCAUCCGACGGCGAACCCGAAAACGCCUUAAUCCCGAUACGUUGUCAUCUGAGAACCCGGCUCCAAAACAGCAGCGAAUCACCAGCGAGGAACGCCUGAAUGGGGAGGAGUCGGACAACAGGAGCUGCCCGUCGGUGAAAAGCCAGCAGCCUUCCCCGCGCUCACGUUCCCCGAGAUCCACUCAAGCCUUCUUAGCCAAUCAGACGCUGGAGAUCCACAGGCGCAUGCCUCCGCUCCUACUCCCCUCUCUCCCCGCCACACCCAUGGUGUCGGAGAGCAACGGCGCCAUCGCAGAUGUGGGAUUACCGUCAAAACUAGAAGUGGGGAAAGGAGGAGGAUCAGAGAGAGGCAGUCCAAUUGAAAAGUACAUGCGUCCAUCUAAGCCCUCUAGUUACUCGCCUCCAGGUUCACCGAUUGAAAAAUAUCAAUAUCCGCUUUUCCAAUUACCUCUUCCGUUGACCCUGUCGCCUGAUUUGACACCUGAAUCUGAUUGGCUCAGAUUCUGGACCAAGUAUAAGAUGGCAGCCACCUCUGGGGUCCCAGGCAGUAUCAGUAAUCUGAGCAGCCCCGGUGGGCUUGGAAACAACGCUCACCAACUCGCAACCAUGGUGGCCCCGGUACAGUACCACCAGCAAAGCUACACGGUGCCUUACUGUGCUUCCCCUUACUCCCCUCUCCCACCUCCUCCUGUCCCCACUCACUACCCACCACCACCUCCUCCUCCUCCCCACAGCCAAACCUCCUCCUCCUCGGCGUCACCGGAGGACGACGCUCCUUUGGAUCUCGCAAUAAAACGAGAGCCAAGCACGGCAAACGUGCACGUGUCAAAUGGCUCCGAGAGAAAACGGCAGGAGUCACCCCGGAGCGAGACGUCGACGGGGAACUGGAGAGGCGAGAAGGAGGGCGAAGAGACGGCGGAGGAAGGAGGCGUUGCGUCGAACUCCUCAAAGGUAGACGUGGCCACGCAGGACGACGUCGCCAACCGCUGCACUCACUGUGGCAUCUACUUCCUGGACGAAGUCAUGUACGCCCUGCACAUGAGCUGCCACGGCGACAAGGAGCCAUUCCAGUGUGGGUUUUGCUUCCACGUGUGCGCAGACCGCUACGACUUCACCACGCACAUACAAAGGGGCUUACACAAAACGCCGCCACUGCCAGAGCAGCAGCAGAAGGAUCGCGCCCCAGACGUUGAAAAUCCGCCCGCAGCAGCAGCAGCAACCGAGUGUCGAAACCUGACAGCCGGGCGGAAGGAUGGAGGGAGCAUAAGCAACGACGAUGAAGUCAUGAGGAUAGAUCAUGACGACCAAAAAAAGGAAGAUACAGACAGCGAGAGUAUACAAGAGCCCGAAAAAGAGCAAGAAAAAAGUAAGGAGCCAUGCGGGACAAUACUGUCGGAUGAGCAAAGACCCGCAGAGUUCACAACCGCGGCAGAGACUGAGGAACUAGACGGGCUCGCCGAUGGCAAUUAGACGUCUCACACAAAACUUUAAUAAUGUGUUAUUGGAGUAUUAUGCUCUAUGUUCCUGGAGGUUUGCUCAUUUCCUAAUGGGUGUACCUGAGAAAGCACUCCCACUGUCAAAGGCUGAGAAAACGAUCGGACCCAGGUGAACUAGAGCCGGGGCUGUAGGGAGAAACAGCCGGGAUCCCUCGCAGAGUUACGGCUCACCUGACAGCUUUUGUGGCGGGGAGUCAACAGGGUGCUGGCAUCCAGCUGAAAUCGCCUUUCAGAAACAGCCGAUCUGUGUGGCGUUCAUAUCGGAGAAGCUGGAGGGUGGAUUAACAUAGUCAUUGAACAUCGAGAGAAGAAGUAUAACACUUGAACUUUGCUGCAUGGAUUUCAUCCGCCACAUUUACCAUUUUUAUUUCAGCACAACCAGAUCUGAUCUGGUUAGAACUUCUGCACCCUUGACCAGAAAAUGUCUUUUUUUUUUUUUUUUCUUCCUCUCAAAUGAAUCAAAAACCAAAAAAAAAACAACAACAAAAAAAUGACAAAUAAAAAAACACUUUUGUUUUGAGUAUUUUCAAACUUUUGCUUGAAACCAACUAGGGUUCGUUUGCAGUCACGUUGGUACGAAAUUGACCGGUUUCUUUCACUUUAUCCCAUGCUGUUUCUCAAACUGAUCCUGGAUCAAUGCAAAAUCUACAUGGUGGCUAAAGACUAGGCCUAACCCUCGCUGAAACUGCUUGAAUCCAGGUCAAACUGAUAAAACUGGUUUCAAACUCUUCCUCCGUUUGGAUGGGGGGGGGGAUAAAACUAAAUGACUAUUUUUUACCUUCCUCUGUGCCAUGAUACUAGCUAUGUGCCUGGCUGCCUGCCUAAAUAGAACAAACAUUUAUUAACCUGCUUGACAUUUAUAUUAAGGAUAUAAAUAAUAAUAAUGGUAAUAAUAAGAAAAACCAUGAUGGCGUAAUUAAAUGAAAAUGCAAUUUGCUACAUUUUCUUAUUUGUUGUUUUGUAAAGAUAAAAAAAAAUGCUUUUUAAAGGAAAUGGUACUAUAGAAAUUAGUCUAUUCUAGUUCUUUUUCUCUUGUUUUUGUGUCUUUAAUGCGAUUUGUUAUAUCGAUAAAAGCCGUCUAACAAAACAAAAUGGUACAACAGUGGAGCAGGUCGUGUGUGCACGUGUGCAUUUGUGUUAUUGCCUCUACAGUGUGUGUAUGUGUGAGGAUCGAAGAGUUUUUUUUUUUUCUUCUUUCUGUUGUUGUCCGUCCCUAAACAAUGAUGUAAACAUAAUGAAUGCAAACGCUCAGUUUCUCAGUCCUCAGGGGUCACACGUGCACACCAACCUGCCGUCAUCACAGCAUGUGACACAUCAUUUGUACACGUCAAAGGGCCUGUUGGAAAAGUGUUACGUCUGGCAUGUUACGUCUUGUUUUCUUUUGUCCUUCCUAUAUAUGUUCCUAUUGUUUCUUUUAUCUGGCAAUAGGCCAAAGGGUUGUUUCCCCCCACCUUCCCCCCUGUUUGUAACUUUUAGUUUGUCUGCAUGUGUUUAAGUUACAAAUUGUGUUAGAGAGACUUUGGGAGCAAAGCCCAACAUUUUAUCAAAAAUGAUCAACUGUUUGGGUUAACAGUAUAAACUAGUCUUAAGAGAUUCUUGCCUACAGUGUUUUAUGUCUUAUUGCUCAGAAUUAUGUAAGUUACCUUUAUGUAGCAUGCUAGCAUCUUCAUAACUCUGAAACAUCUGUUGCCUUGAUUAUAAAAUUAUUUUUUACCAUAAAUAAUACAGAAAACCUUGAUAGGAAAAGAAGUAUAAUUAACUUUUUAUUUCAAAUCCUGAAGUUUAGAAAAAGUUCUCAAUUUUAUGUUCUGUUUUUUUUUUUUUUUUUUUUCUGAGUCCCCCACAAGCCGUUUAAAGACAUUUUGGGUAUCUUGCCUGUUUUCAAAACAGAGACUUCUUCAGCCUCGCUGCCUUAGAUGCUUGAAAACAAAAGAAAAGAGACUCUUUUGCUGGAUAUCAAGAUAAGGAACAAGAUAAGAAUGAGGAGAUAAAUAUUUUUUUAGAUUUAUCCAAAACAUGUAAAAGAAAAAAAAAUCCACUCAGUGCCUGCAAACCCAUGCUUAUUUUAAAAGACAAUGAUAUUUUGGUUUUCUCAGUAAAUGCCACGGGCCGGUGUUUGAUUUCCGGUUAUAAUAUAGGGUUAAGUGACCUUUUGUGUCAUGACUUUCCCACUGUUUCCACAGUUUUCUCCAGUUAUAUGAAUAUAAAGUAGCACGAUGCUUCCCCCACCAGUUUUUCUGAGCUGUCAUUCAGCUGGUUACAGGUGCAUCUCAAUAAACUAGAAUUUUAAAGGGGUAAUUUAUUUCAGCAAAUUAACUCAAAAUGUAGAACUCAACCACAGAGUGGCAUAUUUCAGACGUCAUUGAUGGAAGUCACGCUAAAUUUCGUGUUCUACAAAAAUUAUAAUGUUUUGAGACCAAAAAGAAAAGUGAUUUUUAAUGCCAAACGUUAUGUUGUGACGUAAUGUCCUUCACAAACGAGUGUAAAACUGCUGACGCGACAGAACCAGGUACACGUUGACAUCCUCACCAGGGAGCGCAAGCUGCAAAAUGACAUCGCUAAACAACUGAGCGGUUCACAGAGCAUUUAAGUAUUUUACCUGAAAGUUGGGGGGAAGGAAAACCUGCGAGCGAUAAAGGUGCACAAGCAAAAUGUAUGAUUGAGUCAGAAACUCUGGCAAACUUUUCCCCUCAUUUAAAAAAGCUUAAAAGCUUAUUUAAAAAGUACAUUUCUGUGGUUGUAAAAUACAUAGAACGUCACGGCUCAUCUACCCUACGAGACGCAGCAGUCAGCCUCUUCUACGAUAGUGUUGUUUUGAAACAAAUAUUUGCAAUAAACUAAUUGGCUUAGCAUCUUUGUCCAUCAGCUGUGUUAUAGAUUUAACUAGUCAAAUAUUUAAUUUACUGGCAAAGUAGUGGUGCCUUUUUCCUUCCACAUAAGUUACAAUUGGUACUGGAGAUCCAAAUAAACAACUGUGUAGAAAAAAAAAAAGAAAAGCCAAAAAAGCCUUCUGGUCAUCUGGUAUUUUAUCCUGAAACUGAGAAUAAAUUUCAUUAUAAAACUCACAUGACAUUAAGACAUCAGUUUUUAUGAGGUAGCAGAAAACUGAAUUUGUAAUAUUUUUACUGAAGGUUAUCCAAUCAAUAGAAUUUCAUACUGGCCUGUGCCUACCCUUUAAGAAUAUAAGUAAUGUGUAAGAAGACGUAAUUUAUACAAACACAUUAUCGAUAUUAGUUAUCAUGCAAUACGUUUUUUUUUAUUCCUUAAUUACAACGAUUUUACUAAGUGUCAAACCUAUCAUUCUCUACAGAAGAAACCAUGUGUCUGAUUGACGUAUUAACAAACUCAUUGGUCUAUUUAUCAUGUAUGUACACUACCGUCUAGAAAUUAUGAGCCAUAUGUAUAUUAGAGAACAGAUUGCCAGUGUUUUGAGCUUCAAUCAUGACAUUACAUAUUGUGUGAUAUUAUUUGUUUAACAACAAAUAAUAAUUUGACAAUGUAUAGUACCUCCAAUGAAACUGGCUUGAAAUUGUGAUCAACAUAGAAUUUUACGUUGAAACUGAAAGUAUAUUUGCCAUAGAAUAUUUUCAGUGAACUAUAUAAUUUUGACAAGUAAAAUGUCAUAACAUUUUGGGACAAGGAAGAAUAAAAAUAAUGUGGCUAACAAUUAAAAAAAAUCGACCAUUGCAUUCAGUAGAUUUUACUAUUCAUUACACGAUAGGUAGAUUAGAUUAAACCAUUGCUAAUAAACCAGCUUUGUAUUUUUCAAAUAAAAAAUUCCAAAAUAGAGCUGCAAGCUGUUGGUGCAAUAUUAUUACGGAGAGAGUUGAAGUCUGGGUUAGGGAGUCGGCCAUUUUUUAUCCUAUCGCCCAUAUCACAAGUGAAGGUGCGUUAUCUCAUUUUACUACAUCAUUUAAAAUUACUUUUAAUCUAAAUUAUACCCAAAAUGCAAUGUUUGGGUAUGUUCAGCAAACUUAUAUUCUUCAGACUUCUUCAAACUUAAUUGCCAUUAUUAUAGGCGAUAUGUUGUCUUACUUUUUUAUGAUCUUUAAAUUAAGUCUUUGGAUCUGUUAAGGGGCUUCUAGUACGCAAAGAAUGUUUACAUCUGUAUUUGUAGCAAAACAAAACAAACAAUGCACUGUUUUUUAAGACGAAACAAAGGAAUGGAUGGAGGGAUGCUGGCUGAGAUGGAAGGAUAUGGGCAUUUGAAGAAUUUGUGGGAGAAAAUGAGACUUACAGGAGCUGAUGAAAAUGUUUUCUUUGGUUUGUACUUUAACUGUAUGUCAGCAUCAAAUCUAUCGAUUCCAUGUAUUGAUUUGAAUGUAGGUGUCACUGCACCUCAGUCCCCUGCUUAUCGUCCUUUCUAUAACCUUCCUUUUCUCAGCAUCCUGUGCUUUCACUGAUGCACGGAGCAUUGUGAACAAGUUUUUCAAGGUUUUGAAUCAGAGACUUAGAGGCUGUGUUCAAAAGGUUCACUCAUUUACUGACUGACUCCUGCUUAGUUUAUGGUUGUUUGUACCAGACUUUUCUGGGUACAAAAUGGAGCAGUUUCUUCCUGACCAGAUGUCAGUUUGUAUUCCCUGACAUACAUUUUAUAUCUGCAUUGACAGACAGGCUCUUUAUCAAUAGAUUACACAAACAUUUUGUAAAUUUUCUGCUUAUCUCUUAAAAUGGAAUGAUUUAUUAACUUAUUGUGUGAAUAUUUAUCUCCAUAAGUCAACAAAGUGACCAACUCCCCCAUUUAUUGCUUGCUGACAGCAUUUUGAAAUUGUUCAACUUCAUAUUUCGGUUCAUGUCAUCCUCUUUUCAUGGUGAUGAGACAGAGCAUUUAAAGUUUAGAAAUCUGGGAAAUUUCCUGUGGAAGUUCAACAAGUCUGAACACCACAGUAAACAGCUGUAGGUGUUAGCAUUGAGCCGACUGUUAUAGUUAGAAGCUAGCAUUAGUAUUGAACUAACAUCACAACUGCUAGCAUGCUGAGAUUAAUCUUGAACCAUUUGUGCUAACAUGCUAAUAUUAGUGCCGAAACACCUACUAGCAUAUCAGGCUAGCAUUAGCGUUGACACAACCAUUGGUGUUAGCAUACUAACAAUAACGUUGGCAUAACUGUUAGCACGGUAACAAUAAAGCUGCAGCAAAGAUCCUGUAUUUGGGAAUCGGAUCUUGCAUGAAGGACCUAAUAGUCGCCAUAUAUGAAGCGUUAGAUCUACUGUUUGUCACGCGGCUCCCUAUAAACGUCUAUUUUUACUAAAUGUACUCUUCUUUUACUGUCGAGCGAAAAAUCUACUUUGCUUGAUAGUGUGCUCUGUAAGUAAAAGAGUGGACAAUUUGAACACAGAAAUGGCAAGUUAUCAGUUUACAUGCUCACCUAUCUAGCUAAUUUAAGCUUUGUGUGGAUGACCUGAAUAGGGCUCUUAUUGUUUCAAAGGUAAUUGCUGGAUUUUGUUGUACAUUUCAAGAAUGGUUCAUAUCAAGGGGACUGACAUUAACCAGAUACAGCAUACAUUCUUACCUGUAAGAUUGUCUAAUAUAUUUCAUGGGCUUCUUAAAAACUAUUCUGUGAAAAAAGGGGUGAAUUAAUUUUACUGUUUUUUGCAAAUUCUGGUUUGAAAUGUCAUUUGGGUGAAAAAGAGGGGUUUCUAUGUGGGCUGAGGGCAAAUAAGAAUUUCUAUGCCAAGAUGUUUCAGUGUCUUACUUUUUGAAGGAAAAGCUUUUCUCUGUUACCGAGUUGAAAGCAAAAAAGAACAGCCUUGAUAGCAAAAACCUUGUUCUUUUGAGUUCUUAAAUGCCCUGCAGAGCUUGUCCCACCUGACAAUACGCUUUUGUUCUUUUACCAGCUUUUUGACAAUGUCGCACCCAUUUAAGGAAACUGUACUAAAGUAUAAAGAGACACUUGUUUCUUUAUGAAUCUUGGGAUUUUCACUUUUAGAUCAUGGUAACGAUUAUGCAAUUAUGCUAAAAAAAAAGAAUUUUAGGGUCUGGCGUAUACAUAGCCUUGUUUUACUUCAGUGAUGAUUGUAUGUCUAUAGGUUUGAUGGCAUUUCAAAUCAGCGUUUACAUUGGGAGGCCUUAUCACAUGUUUUGUCUUUGUUAGAAUGUGUCCUAGGAAUUGAUGCUGUUACUUGCACUCCAUUUAUUAUGUUCUUGUUGCCAAGGAAGGGACAAUACACACACACACACACACACACAUACACACAUAGGUACAUAGUGAGUGUAGAUUUUGGGGUGAACAGUGUUAACCAAGGCUAGUAGAAAACUGGCUUUAAUACAUACACUCAUACACACAGUACGUUUUUAUGUUUAAUCAGUAUAUACUAGUAGGAGUUUGUCUCUUCUUCUGUUGAAUGGCUUUUGUAGGGAAGAUGAUUUGUUUAUGUUUAGGUUAUGUUCUCUCUCAUGUUGUAUUUUAUUCUGCUACCUUUCUGUACGCUAUUGUUUUUAGUUUUGUUUCAUGCAAAAAUGAUAUUUCAGCAACAUAUUUUGACAGCCAAGAAAAGUUUGUUACACAGCUAAACUUGAAGAAUAGUGAUGACGAUGAUGAUAAUAAUAAAUAAUAAAACUUAUAACAAACAUUCUCAAAAA
Molecule: messenger RNA, 11808 nt
Organism: Fundulus heteroclitus (mummichog)
Lineage: Eukaryota; Metazoa; Chordata; Actinopteri; Cyprinodontiformes; Fundulidae
Gene: trps1
Product: trichorhinophalangeal syndrome I
Exons: 11
Coding region: 709-5202 (1497 amino acids)
Biological process (GO): regulation of transcription by RNA polymerase II
Cellular component (GO): nucleus
Molecular function (GO): zinc ion binding; RNA polymerase II transcription regulatory region sequence-specific DNA binding; DNA-binding transcription factor activity
Source: RefSeq, a predicted model, not a curated record